AAGGGUAACUCAACAGAACUUUUACAGGGUCAUUUUCAUUAUAAAGUACUUCUAGGUGGCGGAAUUGACAGAAGCAAAGUGGUUUGUAGCCACUGCCAAGCUGAAUUUUCUUAUCACAGGAGUACUUCCAGUCUAAAAUAUCACCUUAACGCGAAGCACACUGUUGAUGCGAGCAAACCAUUCAACAAAGCAGAAAGUGGAGCCAGGCUUCGGCAGACUACGUUAAACGCAGCGUGCGGGAGAAGUAUAGAUAAACCAGAGCAAGAGAAGCUAACAAAUGCCAUAGCGAAGUGGAUAGUUACAGACUGUAGGCCCAUUAGUGUUGUGGAAGACGCCCGCCAUCGCAACAAGUGACAGCACGUAUGAGCCGCCAUCAAGACGCACCAAGAAUACACGAGUUGUAUGAAAAGGAGAGGACUGUAAAAGUGACAACUUUACAACGUGCAGCUGUAGUUGCUCUCAGUGGGGACUACUGGACAUCAAUCGAUGAGGAGACUGCUCCCCAACCAACAAAGAGAGCUCGGCUGGGGACUGAUGUGACAGAGACUGCGAAAGAUGGCACAGUAUGGCAUGAAGAACAGGUGGGAACGGGUCCACAUUUCACCCCGCCAUCGCCAUACAGCGCAGAUGGAGAGCCAACAGCUAAGGCCAGGAGGUCAAUCACAAGUCGUCUUCAGAGCUUCCUGUGAUUCAUCACUCUGGACAUGCUUGGCAUCAUUCGAGACUGUACAGUUCAACAUGCAAAGCAAACGGAGCAUGUGGAUUGGUUCAUGGGCCUCCCUGAACUAAUGGCUUUUAUUUCCAUCACCAUCAUGCGGGGAAUCAUCAGGGUGCCAUCACUGCGUGACUGCUGGUCGAAAAACCUGGGAAGCCCACAGAUCAUCGAAACCAUGUCCCGAGGGCGUUUCCAAAACAUCAUGCAUCACCUGCACUUUGAUGACAGAGACACCCGCAGCGAGCGAGCACAGACCGAUAAGUUUGCUGCAAUUUCAAACAUAUGGGGAUUGUUUGCCACCAACUGCAUCACAUCCUACAUCCCUGGUCAACACAUCACCAUUGACGAACAACUUUUCCCGUCCAAGACUCGCUGCUGUUUCCUACAGUACAUUGCAUCUAAACCAGACAAGUUUGGGAUCAAGUUCUGGGUGGCGUGUGACUUGAAAACCAAAUACGUCUGCAACAUCCUCCUAUAUCUUGGCAAGGACGACACUCGGCCUCGUGGGGAGAGAGUGUCUGAGAGUGUAGUCAUGAGGCUGAUGGAACCAUUCUUGGACAAGGGCAGAAAUGUUACCACGGACAAUUUCUUUACAUCACUGUCACUUGCAAAACGACUACUUAGCCGGAAUACAACCAUCCUCGGCACAGUCAACAAGAUUCGCAAAGAAAUUCCACCGUCAACUCGACAGAUGUACCGCGAUGAAUUUACCACCCAGGUAUUUUCAACCACUGGUGCCACACUGACGGUGUAUGCGCCCAAGCGGAGGAAGACUGUAUAUGUUCUCAGCAGCAUGCACAGCACCAUUCAGACACAGGAUACCACCAAAAAGAAGCCAAACACCAUCACACAGUACAACACAACAAAGUGCGGCGUCGAUGUCAUGGACCAGAUGGUGCAGGAACACGGCGCUGGCCAGUAGCAGUGUUCUAUAACAUGAUUGAUAUUGCAGCACUGAAUGCCCACGUGCUCUAUCAAUUAUGCACCGGGAGGCAGGAGAGACGGGUGGAUUUCCUGCUGGAACUUGCAAAAGAGUUGGCUCACUCCCACGUGGGUAUGAAAAAGGCCCAAAAGGAACAAUUAUUUCGGCAACAACCCUCCACACCACAACUAGGAAAAAGAGCCAAGUGUCAGGCUAAAAUCCAAUGCAAGGACAAUCGUGCAACUGUGCGCUGUGUUGACUGCUACCGUUAUACAUGUGGGAAAUGCCGAAAGGAGCAAUGGCAGUGCCAGGAUUGUGAGUGACUGCUCAAAUGUAUGUCAGUCACGUUUACAUGGACAUGGUUUUUCAUUCUUUGUAAAUAUGCUUUUUUCUUUGUAA
This is a messenger RNA of Entelurus aequoreus (snake pipefish), 2036 nucleotides long. RefSeq lists its product as uncharacterized. Bases 705 to 1637 code for a protein of 310 amino acids. The record is from RefSeq and is a predicted model, not a curated record. The transcript is spliced from 2 exons. NCBI's taxonomy places the organism in Eukaryota, Metazoa, Chordata, Actinopteri, Syngnathiformes, Syngnathidae.